CAAAAACCCAAAACACAAAAAAGAACAAAGCUAGAAAAGAAAGGCUAAAACAAACCUUCACCCAAAAACUAGCCUCAUUUUAACACCCCACCUUCCAAAUGCUCCGUAUUCCCUCUCUCUUCGAUUUAUCUCAGCAGGUGUUGAAUAAGUGACUUAGUUUUUGUUGUUUGAAACUAUAUGUUUGAGGAAUUGGAGUAGGCCAGUACUUGGUUAAGUGGGCGUUUUUUGGAAUUCCAUAUGGCGACUUGUGGGUCGAAAUCCAUUACGUGUUCGGAUGCUGGAAGCUCGAGGGGAGUAUUGACUGUUCUUGGAAGAAGACUCCCCACAGACAGUCAAUUGGGUAGGAUUGCUUCCGUGAAGUUCUUUGAUGAAAGGAAUGGUUCAUGGGUCAAUGGGCACAAAAUGGCGGUGUCAUGUUCGGCCAAAUUCAAGUGCUCAGCGAAUUCUCAUAGUGUUAGUAGAUCUAAUAAUAAUGACCAAUUUCUCAAUCUUCAUCCGGAAAUUUCAUUGCUUAGAGGGGGUGAUGUGAACAACAUGACGAACAGCCCGAGGAAUGAUGCAACAAGUGGAAACGUGACCGAUAGUUUGAGAGAGCCUACUAGGGUUAAUAAUUUUAAUGAAGCUACGAUCAAAGUUAUUGGUGUAGGGGGUGGUGGUUCAAAUGCAGUUAAUCGAAUGAUAGAGAGCUCCAUGAUAGGUGUCGAGUUUUGGAUUGUCAAUACUGAUAUUCAAGCCAUGAGAAUGUCUCCUGUUUUCCCAGAGAACCGCUUGCAAAUUGGUCAAGAGCUCACACGAGGUUUAGGAGCUGGUGGAAACCCGGAAAUAGGUUCAAAUGCAGCUAAAGAAAGCAGAGAAGCAAUAGAAGAGGCCCUUCAUGGAUCAGACAUGGUCUUUGUGACGGCUGGAAUGGGUGGUGGCACUGGAACAGGUGCAGCACCUAUAAUAGCAGGGAUUGCAAAGUCCAUGGGUAUCUUGACUGUUGGUAUUGUGACGACCCCAUUCUCUUUUGAGGGAAGGAGAAGGACAGUUCAAGCCCAAGAAGGAACUGCAGCUUUGAGAGAAAACGUUGAUACUCUGAUUGUCAUUCCAAAUGACAAACUAUUGACUGCGGUUUCCCCAAAUACACCUGUUACAGAAGCAUUUAACUUAGCUGAUGAUAUUCUACGCCAGGGUGUUCGUGGUAUAUCAGAUAUAAUUACGAUUCCCGGUCUUGUGAAUGUGGACUUUGCAGAUGUGCGGGCUAUUAUGGCAGAUGCUGGCUCUUCAUUGAUGGGAAUAGGAACUGCUACUGGUAAGACCCGAGCAAGAGAUGCUGCCCUCAAUGCCAUCCAAUCCCCUUUAUUAGACAUUGGUAUUGAAAGAGCCACUGGCAUUGUGUGGAAUAUUACUGGCGGAAAUGAUUUAACUUUAUUCGAGGUGAAUGCUGCAGCGGAAGUUAUAUAUGAUCUCGUAGAUCCAACAGCCAACCUGAUAUUUGGAGCAGUGAUAGAUCCUUCACUUAGUGGUCAGGUGAGCAUAACUUUAAUAGCAACUGGGUUCAAACCUCAGGAAGAAGGUGAAAGCAGGCCCCUCCAGGCAAGUCAGCAAACACAGGUAGAUGUUGGCCAAGGGUUCAACAGACGGCCAUCUUUCAGUGAAGCUAGCUCAGUGGAAAUCCCCGAGUUUCUGAGGAAGAAAGGGCGUUCGCGUUAUCCUAGAGCAUAAUUCAUUUAUUUCCAGCAUGAUUCAUCUGUCAUCUCCGAGAAGUUUCGCUAUUUAACCUGGAUAUAUAGUUUCUUCCUGUAGGUACAAGUUAUGCCUUUUCAUUUGCUGCUAUAUUUUUUUCAUUUGCUGCUAAGCGCGUACAUAAAAGCCAUUUCCUUGUUUGAAUUAUAGGGUUUUUAAAUAAUAAAUACGAAGUAGUAGCUAUUAAGUUGUUCUGUAUACCUUCAAAAGUUAACUGCGUUGUGCUUGCUAUGAUAAAUACUAAGUUUUUUUUUUUA
Messenger RNA from Spinacia oleracea (spinach), 1982 nucleotides. RefSeq names its product cell division protein FtsZ homolog 2-2, chloroplastic. Gene Ontology annotation, molecular function: GTP binding; GTPase activity. The transcript has 8 exons. The record is from RefSeq and is a predicted model, not a curated record. Gene Ontology annotation, biological process: chloroplast fission. Lineage: Eukaryota; Viridiplantae; Streptophyta; Magnoliopsida; Caryophyllales; Amaranthaceae. Gene Ontology annotation, cellular component: cytoplasm; chloroplast. The coding region runs from base 238 to 1704 and encodes 488 amino acids.